Messenger RNA from Solanum stenotomum, 1284 nucleotides. Its product is annotated as loganic acid O-methyltransferase-like. The record is from RefSeq and is a predicted model, not a curated record. The transcript is spliced from 3 exons. Gene Ontology annotation, molecular function: S-adenosylmethionine-dependent methyltransferase activity. Gene Ontology annotation, biological process: methylation. Bases 18 to 1043 code for a protein of 341 amino acids. Lineage: Eukaryota; Viridiplantae; Streptophyta; Magnoliopsida; Solanales; Solanaceae.
AGAGACAAUUAGUCAAAAUGGCAACAUCUUUCCCUAUGAAUAGUGGUGAUGCUGUUUAUAGCUACUCCAAAAACUCCCAAAUACAGAGAGAAGUGUUAGAUGGUGCAAAGGAGAUGAUGAAAGAAGCAAUUAUUGAAAAUCUUGACAUCAAAAACAUGUUAUCUUCUUCAAACAAAUUUUAUAUUACAGACUUGGGAUGUUCGAUUGGACCAAACACAUUCAACUCAAUGCAACAUAUUGUACAAGUUGUAAAGGAAAAGUACCAUGAUAACAUUCUUGAAUUCCAAGUAUUUUUCAAUGAUCAUUUAAACAAUGAUUUCAACACCCUUUUUCGAUCACUACCUGUUGAUCGAUCCUAUUAUGCAUCUGGAGUUCCAGGAUCUUUUCAUGGUAGAUUAUUUCCAUCACGAUCAAUACAUUUUGCACAUUCUUCUUGUGCUAUACAUUGGUUAUCUAGGUGUCCAAAAGAAUUAUUAGAUGAAAAAUCUCCAGCAUGGAAUAAGGGAUUGAUUCACUAUGUAGGUGCAUCAAAUAUUGAAGUAGUGAAUGCUUAUGUUGCUCAAUUUGAAAAGGACAUGGAAAUGUUCUUCAAUGCAAGAGCUGAGGAAAUUGUUCAUGGAGGAAUGAUGGUGCUUCUUUCACCAUUUUCGGGUUAUCGUUACCUCAAAUUUUUUGGCUCUACUCUUAUGGAUUUGGUAAAUGAGGGAAUGCUAGAUGAAUCUCUAGUUGACUCAUUCAACGUGCCAGUGUAUUUUCCCUCUGUUGAAGACAUGACUAAAGUGGUGGAGAAGAAUGAUUUUUUUAGCAUUGAGAAAAUAGAAUUAACAUAUCCUAAAUCAAAACUCGUGGAUGAGGCUGAUGCAAAGACUUUAAUCAUAAACCUAACAACUGUUUUACAAAAUCUUUUCAUCAAUCAUUUUGGGAAUAAAAUAACAGAAGAAAUAUUUACAAGGACUAUACUCAAAAGUGAAGAGAUUUCAACAUGGAUGAAAAUAAAUUGCGAAAAAGCAUGUCAAUUAUUUGUCGCUUUAAAGCGUAAAUAAUUCUUUGUUCGGAAAUUAUUAUAUAAUAAACAAGGUCUAUGGAGAUCGACAUGACAUGCAUAUCUCAUAGGCCAAGUUUCUUAUGUAUCUUCUUUAUUAAUAACAUUAUAUCUACUUAUUGAGUGAAAAGAUGCCUUUUGGUUGCAAAAGAGCAAAAUUAGAAUUGUUUCACCUUAUGUAAUGAAGAAUUUGGAGUGUUUGUAAAAUUGUUCUUUUCUAUUAUUUUUUAUGUAUUAAUUUG